AUGUGUCGCGUCGGCCAGCCGCGCCACGCCCGCGCCUUCACCCCGCUGUUGUGGUGUCGUUCCCUCACCACCGCCGCACUAUGCUUCGGCCGCCGUCGUCAAUCCUUCGCCAUCAGUCCCCAGUCCACUAGCAGCGGAAGCCUGGAUGUCGAGGGCAUGGCGCUGGCUGACUACUUCUUCGGCCCCGAGUUGGACGACUUGAUGCAGUGGCUGGGCGACGGCGACGUCGGCCGGAAGGGCACGCUGCCAACUAAGAAGGAGGCCAGGGAGACGAUGCCGACGGUGGAGGUGACCGCCGGCCACUCCGCAUCCGCCUUCGCAACUGCCUCAACCGUCUGUCGUGAGGACUACGCCGUUGGCGAGCACGCCACGGGGACGCCCUACAGGCACAGGUUCCACGCAAGUGCAUUGUGCCAUGGCUGA
Molecule: messenger RNA, 423 nt
Organism: Oryza sativa Japonica Group (Japanese rice)
Lineage: Eukaryota; Viridiplantae; Streptophyta; Magnoliopsida; Poales; Poaceae
Product: E3 ubiquitin-protein ligase SIRP1
Source: RefSeq, a predicted model, not a curated record